GUCAUUCGAUAACACCAACUUAAUCGCUAAUAUUGGGUACGCACCUGAGGGUUGACAAACUAUCCGACGGCAGGCCUAAGAAGCGUGGUGAAGUGGGCGAGACUCGAAGGUCUGCACUACAAAUCGGAGCGUGCUGUGGACGAGACAUUCAGAGGAUCCUCAUCUGCAAGGCGCUCAGGUGGUAUUCGCCUUGCGGCAACCUGCCCCUGAGCGCGGUAUUGCAGCUCCGUACGCAUCGUGCUGACGCCCAGGUGAGACUAGUGUCAUACAGCGGCCACUCCUUUGGCGAACGCGAGGGAUUUGGGCGGCGUCGGCCACCUGGAGAGAACUGUAGCAGGUGGACCGGCACACACCUCAGCGAGCAGCUCUAGUUGAGGCGUUCGCGAAGUGAUCCGUCAGAAAGUCAAAAUGCGCCUCCUCGUGGAGCUUGUGGGAUUGGCCGUGCUUGUGCAACUGCUCGUGUCAAGCCCUGUUCCGGUUGCUAGUCAGCCUGGCAGCUGGAAGGUGCUGCAAAAAAACGCUGGGAUCGCCUCCAUGCAUUCUGCGGUCACUCGAUUCGAUACGUGUGUGCUGCUCGACCGGACCAACAUUGGCCCGUCAGGAAUAAAGUUGCCCGGCGGACGAUGCCGCAACCAGCCCAAGGAACGCGUUUCCAAGACCGAUUGCUACGCCCACUCCGUCAUGCUCAACCCUGCCAACGGUGCCGUUCGGGCUCUGUAUAUCUACACUGACACGUGGUGCUCAUCGGGGCAGUUCAUGGGUAACGGAGUGCUGGUGCAGACAGGAGGGGACUUCGAAGGCAACAAGAAGAUCCGAACGCUGUCGCCCUGCGGCGCCGGAGGGAACUGUGACUGGGUGGAGACAGACCGGGAGCUGAGCAAGGGGCGGUGGUAUGCAUCCAACCACAUACUGCCUGGAGGUGUUCGGCAGAUCGUGGUGGGGGGGCGGAAUGAGCCCACAUACGAGUUUGUGCCGAAGAGGAAAGCCGGCGAGACAGUGUUCUCAUUGGCACUGCUGCGUGGGACAUGCUGCGACAAUCUGUACCCGUUCGUGUUCUUGAUGCCCAAUGGCGACCUUUUCGUGUUCGCCAACCAAGACUCGGUGAUUCUCAACAUCGGUUCAGGUAAGGUGGUCCGACAGCUACCGAAAUGUCCUGGAAAUCCUCGAAACUAUCCAUCGGGAGGAUCCGCAGCCAUGCUUCCCCUGAAGGCACCGUUUCAGUCCGUGGAGAUAUUGGUUUGCGGAGGUGCUGCAACAGGUGCAGCCAAAUCUGGGGACAAGGCAAAGCCCGCGUCUACGAACUGUGGAAGGAUCAACCCGACAGCCGGGAACGCGAGAUGGGUGAUGGAGAACAUGCCAAUGCGUCGUGUGAUGGGUGACAUGGUCAGCAUGCCGACGGGAGAGAUCCUGAUCAUCAACGGAGCGGCGAACGGGUACCAGGGGUGGGGAACUGCAAGCAAUCCUGUCCUACAGCCAGUGAAGUACGACGGGGACGCGAAUGCCGGGAAGAGGUUCCAGACGCAGAAGGCCACCAAUAUUCCCAGGAUGUAUCACAGCACAGCCAACAUGCUGGCAGACGGGAGUGUGCUGGUGGCUGGAAGCAACACUCACCAGUUCUACACGUACACUGGACCUUUUCCGACGGAGCUUCGCGUGGAAGCAUUUUCUCCGGAUUACCUGUCUGCGAGAAACAACGCCGUCCGUCCCCGCAUAACUCAGUAUCCAAGAGUUAUGAAAUACCAGCAAGCCUAUGAUGUUACGUUUGUUGUAAAUACGAGACGAGGUGUAGUGGCGGUGAAUCUACUGAGCGCUCCUUUCGCGACCCACAAUUUCUUGCAAGGGCAGAGGGCUAUCAAGCUGACGGUCGCAGUUCCUAGGCAGGCGUCUGGAGGAGCAUGGGCUGUGAGGACAACUGCUCCCCCCAGCGCGAACGUCUGCCCCCAGCAAUAUUACAUGAUGUUCUGUCUGCAAGCGGGUGUUCCUGGGAGGGCCGUAUGGAUAAAAAUGGAAUAAUUGGGGGCGUUUCGUGUGAAGGUUGCGUACAACAAAGCAUUUAUUGAUGAGUAGGAAAUUUCUUAUUUAAGCUAUUUAGUUUUUCUUACGCCUGCGGAUGGAAGAUAUGAUUCGGUUCCAGUAUUGAUUAGCAUGUGGAAUCAGGAUACUGCUCCAACUUUAACCGUGGCUGUGAGGCGUUAGCUAUUCACGACGUAUUAACUCGCGGGGCUUCUCUCGGAACAUGCCCUUAUCUGUUCGUAGCAUCCUGCGAAAUGUAGUGGGAUCCUCACUGUCCAGGGUGUCAUGAGUGAGUAGUAUUCUGGGUCUCAUCAGAUUCCCGAUCCUAGAUAUCGAAGUGCUCCAAAUUGGUGGUCUGUAUCGCGUGUGCAUUUGUGCUAUAUAAGGAGCCGCUUAGGAACAUGGCCAACCCAAGGUUAGGACUACCUUAAAUGGUUUAUUUUUUACAACAAUCUUUUGUCACAAGCAUAUAGGUAUAGAAGACUCAUUCAUUGAUACUACUCCUGGACUCGAACUGCACUACUUUGUGGUGCAUUUGAACGCAAAUAAAACAAACUUUACUGGAA
Molecule: messenger RNA, 2579 nt
Organism: Physcomitrium patens
Lineage: Eukaryota; Viridiplantae; Streptophyta; Bryopsida; Funariales; Funariaceae
Product: aldehyde oxidase GLOX
Source: RefSeq, a predicted model, not a curated record